Molecule: messenger RNA, 1568 nt
Organism: Phymastichus coffea
Lineage: Eukaryota; Metazoa; Arthropoda; Insecta; Hymenoptera; Eulophidae
Product: serine protease persephone-like
Exons: 5
Coding region: 122-1432 (436 amino acids)
Biological process (GO): proteolysis
Molecular function (GO): serine-type endopeptidase activity
Source: RefSeq, a predicted model, not a curated record
ACUUCCCAGUGAGAGCGUCGCGUAGUCCCCGAGCGCACGCGUUGCUAUCCUCCUUCUCCGGCUCAGUUGGCGCUCUCCCGGCUGCUGGCUUUCCCUUGUCCUUCUGCGCAGCGACGAGACCAUGCACGGCUGGGCGCUCGUCCUUCUGGCGCUGUUCGCCUCCGUCGGCGCCAGAAUGGACCUCUACGGAGGCACACUUUUAGAGGGCAACAGGUGCCAAAUGGAGGACGGCAGCGACGGAAAGUGCAUCAAACUGCCCGACUGUCCGUUGAGAGUUCGCGAGGUCAAGGCAGGUCUGCGCUUCUCCAACUCGCCGGGCCGCUGCGGCUUCGUCGGCUUCAUCGAGAUCGUGUGCUGCCCCUUGUCGGAGGUGGAGGGCAAACCGGUGCCCCCGAGCCCGACCAGUCCAGCGACCUUGCCGCGGAUCACGACCACCCUCGCCGCGCCCACGGUCGCCCCGACGCCUCUCUGGACUCUGCCUGAUCCUCGGACCGAUCCUCCCGACGGUCCAUUCGACGACCCCUUUAUCAACACCCAAGACAUCGUCAGUAAACUUAGCCGUCGACCAGCUGACGCAGCUUGCUUUAUGAUUACGAGAGGAAUCACCAAUACUUCUGAAAGUAAUCAGGAAAAAGUGAAUCCUUGGAUCUUCGAUGGAGUGAAUGCGACGCAUGGUGAAUUCCCUCACAUGGUAGCACUGGGAUUUCAAGUAAAAUCCAAUCCCUCAGCGUUAGAAUACAGUUGUGGCGGAACUCUCAUUACUCUUCAAUAUAUUCUCACGGCAGCUCAUUGUGUUAUCAAUAAUCAUAAUAAGAAACCGAGCGAGGCAAAACUGGGUGCCACCGACCUAACUGACACCUCGGACAGUGUCCAGAAUAUAAAAAUCAGUAAAUUAAUACAUCAUCCCAAAUAUAAACAAUCUCUGAUGUAUCAUGACAUUGCCAUUUUGAAAUUGGAAAGACCAGCCGUGAUGACGAAAUACGUGAAGCCGAUUUGUCUUCAAACGAAACCUAUUCCAAAUCUAAGUACCCUCGUGAACGCAACUUCGUUGAUAGUCACAGGCUGGGGUGCCACGAGUUUUGAAAUUGGAAGCUCCAAUAUUCUGCAGAAAACUCCCAGUAUGCAGUUGAUCGAGCGACUUGAAUGCACCAAAUUUUACGAAAACUCUUCGAAAUUGCCUCGAGGUAUCGACGACAGUCUAAUCUGUUUGACCGAUGAAGACAAAACAAGACGCUCUGAUUCCUGCCAAGGUGACAGCGGAGGUCCCCUUAUAAUUGGUAGUGAUGGAACUGGCAGCAUAAUAGGAGUAGUAUCUGCUGGUCAAAGCUGCGGUUCCCUCGUACCUGCCGUCUACACUAGCGUUUACUUUCAUAUUGACUGGAUAGAAGAAGUUAUAUGGUCCGAUCAGAGGCGAUCUCUGAGAAGAAUCUGAUUGUCCUCUUAUUUUGAUGGAGCAGCAUCGGAAGAUCGCUCUCUAAUUGCAGUUGGGCAAUGACAAUCGUCGUUAAGAUAAACCAAUAUCUACUGAAAAUUAUAAAAACGACAAUUAAACAAUUCUUUUCUAUGAA